AUGCCGCCGCCGCAACUUAGAGGCUUCGGCGGGGGGCCUGCUGUAGCGGCGCCGUACCAUCAAGGUGGUUUCCCUUCACACGCUCAACCGCAAGCCGGUAUGCCAGGCGCAAACCAGUACAUGAACGCCAAUGCGCAGCUUGGGCCCUUCUCCGCCAACAAUAAUGCAUUCACAUCUGGCCUCAACAGUCUGAAUACCCAAGGUUUUGCAGACACGGGAUUUGGGAGCCAGAGUGCAAGGAUGGGCUUUCAUGGUCCUGCCGCUGCACUACAACAAUCACAACAUGGACAGCUUCACCAGAAUAUGUUAAUGGAACACCCCACGAUCAGGUCGCAACCUAACAAGGGAAGGAUACGGGAAGUGUGGAAACACAACUUACAUGAGGAAAUGGCCGUGUUACGAGAUCUGGUGGACAAGUACCCCUACAUUGCGAUGGAUACCGAGUUUCCGGGUGUGGUAUCAAGGCCCAUGGGAGGAUUCAGAGGAAAGAGCGACUACCAUUACCAAUGUCUGCGAACCAACGUCGACAUGCUUAAGGUCAUACAAAUAGGCCUAACUUUCUUUAACGAGGAUGGCGAAACCCCACCGGCACGACCGACAAACGACAUGAAGCUUGGCGCUGCUGCGCAAAAGGCCGCGACUAAUGCUCCCUUCCCUUGUUCGUGGCAGUUUAAUUUCAAGUUCUCCAUCGGCGACGACAUGUACAACGAGAAAUCAAUCGAGUCACUUCAGCAAGCCGGUAUCAACUUCGAUUUGCUUGAACGCGACGGUAUUGAUCCCCACGAAUUUGCGUCUCUUCUCAUUCCAUCCGGUCUAGUGUGCUUCGACAACGUGCGAUGGAUUUCUUUCCACGGCGGCUACGAUUUCGGCUAUCUCACCAAACUUCUGAUCUGCUUGCCCUUGCCGAAUGACGAGGUUGACUUCGAUCACAAGAUGAAGCUGUAUUUUCCAACGACGUAUGAUGUGAAGCAUCUCAUGAAGCAUGCGAUCCGACUUCACAACUCUGGUCUUCUAACCCCCAACGAUCCCAGUAGUGCUGAGAUCUUGCAAAAGUUUGAGCAUAAGUCAGGACUCGAAAACAUCGCAGAAACCCUCAAGAUUAAGCGCGUCGGCAAUGCGCACCAAGCAGGAUCUGACUCUUUACUUACCGGCAAGGUCUUCUUCUCUAUGCGCGACAAGAUAUUUGCUGGUGACAUCCCUGACGAGCACGUCGGCAAAGUUUGGGGUCUCGGAUUCCCUGACUCGAAUGUCAUGAUAAACCACCAAAAUAACAGCGAUGGCCAGACAAAUGGCAAUGCGCCCAGCACACCCAAUACUACGAGUGUUGGGCUGGCUACUACCCCUGGACCCCAAGGCCACAAUGGUAUCCUCAACACAGGGCCUAUGACACCUGGAGGAGGUGGCGGCGUAUUUGGUAGUUUUGCUUUUGGCGGCAACCGAUGA
Messenger RNA from Fusarium coffeatum, 1443 nucleotides. RefSeq lists its product as uncharacterized. Gene Ontology annotation, cellular component: CCR4-NOT core complex; P-body; CCR4-NOT complex. The record is from RefSeq and is a predicted model, not a curated record. Lineage: Eukaryota; Fungi; Ascomycota; Sordariomycetes; Hypocreales; Nectriaceae. The coding region runs from base 1 to 1443 and encodes 480 amino acids. Gene Ontology annotation, molecular function: nucleic acid binding; poly(A)-specific ribonuclease activity. The transcript has 2 exons.